CUCUGUUAUACCUUCAACAUGAUCGGAUAUCAUUAAUAGCUCAGGUUAGAUCAAUUGGCGAGAUGUUGAUAAAACCUUCUUAGCAAGUUAUUUAAGAUCGAAGUCAAGUAACGGAGUAGCGAAUAUCUUGCUCAAAUGAAAACAGCUAGGUAGCUAGAAGAUGGGAAGACUAUUUGACCCAAUUCCAAGCUGUGAAAUUUCCUUCAUACGGCACGUGAAACUAUAUGCUGGGGAAGAGGCUACUCCUAUCACCUAUUGAACACAGACACUAUUGAUACCAUCGGGGAGCGAAAGGUGCUUAACCCAAUAGGCUUAGGAAUUACACCAACUCUUCAGGCCCAUUCUAUACCGAGUCCACUCUGCUUGUGUCUGUCAAAUGAAACAUCAGAAGCGAAUUCAAAGUGAGUACUAACCCAUAUGCUUCCGGCUUCAAGUUGUUUAACAAUGCCAAGGCCAUAGGCAUUUCGAGCUACUAACACGCUCACACGAGUAUGUCCUAUCAAUUCAUUUGUCCUUUCUCAUUUGACACUCAUAGGUUUCUACAUGAGUUCUGCAAUGAGGGUGUUUCUGCCACAAUUCAUAGUCGAAAUGAGCCAAGAGCUGUGGUGGAUUGAUUGUCUGAUCUGCUGUAUUCCAGCAUUCUGUCAACCACAGCCAGGAUUAAAUAUGGCAGCACCGUUGGCCGUGGACAUUUUUACGGAUUUAGUCGUUGCCAUAAUUCCUGCUACUACCAUAUUGAGAAUCCAGACUAUAUUUUGGGAAAGGGUGGGCCUCUCUUCUUUCGGAAUCAUUGCAUUCAUUAUAUGUAGUGGCAGCUAUGCUUCGAGUGGCGAUGGUUCUCGUGGCAAGUUGUAACUUGUACAUACUUAGUAAGCGAGCUUGCGUACGGUGUCCCUUAUCUUAUCUAAACCCCCACUUUCCCCUCGCAGCAUAUUUGGGUGGGCAAUACCUACCUAAGUAGGGUACAUGUAGCUAUCAAGAAUAAGAUAAGAUUAGCGAUAAUGCUG
This is a messenger RNA of Xylaria bambusicola, 1007 nucleotides long. RefSeq lists its product as uncharacterized. The transcript has a single exon. The coding region runs from base 544 to 855 and encodes 103 amino acids. The record is from RefSeq and is a predicted model, not a curated record. Lineage: Eukaryota; Fungi; Ascomycota; Sordariomycetes; Xylariales; Xylariaceae.